Messenger RNA from Alnus glutinosa, 3692 nucleotides. RefSeq names its product kinesin-like protein KIN-5D. The record is from RefSeq and is a predicted model, not a curated record. Lineage: Eukaryota; Viridiplantae; Streptophyta; Magnoliopsida; Fagales; Betulaceae. Bases 243 to 3392 code for a protein of 1049 amino acids. The transcript is spliced from 23 exons. Gene Ontology annotation, molecular function: ATP binding; microtubule binding; plus-end-directed microtubule motor activity. Gene Ontology annotation, biological process: microtubule-based movement.
AAUUAUUAUUCAACAUUUAAAAAACCAUCAAAAUCCACCGAUUCAUUCAUUCACGCUCUCUCUCUCUCUCUCUCUCUCUCUCUGCAUCGAAGACUUUCUGUCUCUAAAAGAAUCGAUCGUCGCAAUAGGUAGUUCGGCAUUCGAAGAUCUUCAGAGGCUGGUCAUUACGUUAACCCAGUCUGAUUCUCAGUGAUUCGGAUCGAUUCAGGAGAAGUUUAGGAGUCGAGAAGUACAAUAAAGCUAUGGAUUCCACGCAGAGGAGAGUUGGAAUGGUAUCAAUAUCGCCGUCGCAGACGCCACGGUCGAGCGAUAAGGCGGUGCGAGAAAUAAGAUCUGGGGAUUCGAAUUCCAGCUCCAAAAUUGAAAAAGAAAAGGGUGUGAAUGUGCAGGUUCUUGUGCGUUGCAGGCCAUUGAGUGAGGAUGAGUUGAGAGUGCAUACACCGGUGGUGAUUUCUUGUAAUGAGAGUAGAAGGGAAGUUUCGGCGGUUCAGAAUAUAGCCAACAAGCAGAUUGAUAGAUCGUUCUUCUUCGACAAGGUCUUUGGUCCAACGUCCCAACAGAAGGAAUUGUAUGAUCAGGCUGUGUCUCCUAUUGUGAAUGAAGUACUUGAGGGCUACAACUGUACCAUCUUUGCCUAUGGUCAGACAGGAACAGGGAAAACAUAUACAAUGGAAGGAGGAGCGCGAAAAAAGAAUGGGGAAUUUCCUAGUGAUGCAGGUGUGAUCCCAAGAGCUGUUAAGCAGACUUUUGAUAUACUAGAAGCUCAGAAUGCUGAAUAUAGCAUGAAAGUUACCUUUUUAGAACUGUACAAUGAGGAGAUUACAGAUCUUCUGGCCCUGGAAGAGAGUUCUAAAUACAUGGAUGACAAAUCUAAGAAACCCAUAGCUCUCAUGGAGGAUGGAAAGGGGGGUGUAUUUGUGAGAGGUUUGGAAGAAGAGAUAGUAUGUACUGCAAAUGAAAUUUACAAAAUCUUGGAGAAAGGUUCUGCGAAAAGACGUACGGCUGAAACUCUUCUUAACAAACAAAGCAGUCGUUCUCACUCAAUAUUUUCUAUCACAAUUCACAUUAAGGAGUGCACACCAGAGGGGGAAGAGAUGAUCAAAUGUGGGAAGCUGAACCUUGUUGACCUUGCAGGUUCUGAGAAUAUUUCACGCUCUGGUGCCCGAGAGGGCCGAGCAAGGGAAGCUGGGGAGAUCAAUAAGAGCUUGCUUACCCUGGGUCGUGUUAUCAAUGCACUAGUUGAGCACUCUGGUCACGUUCCAUAUAGGGAUAGCAAACUGACAAGGUUAUUGAGGGACUCUCUAGGAGGAAAAACAAAGACAUGCAUUAUCGCUACAAUUUCACCUUCCAUUCAUUGUCUGGAAGAGACACUCAGCACCCUAGAUUAUGCACACCGAGCCAAAAAUAUCAAAAAUAAACCCGAGAUCAAUCAGAAGAUGAUGAAAUCUGCAUUGAUUAAGGAUUUGUACUUUGAAAUCGACCGGCUUAAGCAAGAGGUUUAUGCUGCAAGAGAAAAGAAUGGGAUCUACAUACCACGAGACCGUUAUCUUCAUGAGGAAUCAGAGAAGAAGGCAAUGGCUGAAAAAAUGGAGCGCAUGGAACUUGAUUUGGAAUCUAAGGACAAGCAACUCAUGGAGCUUCAAGAACUUCACAAUUCUCAGCAACUUUUGACAGCUGAACUAAGUGAUAAACUUGAAAAAACUGAGAAAAAGCUUGAGGAAACUGAGCAUGUAUUAUUUGAUCUCGAGGAAAAACACAGACAGGCAAAUGCAACAAUUAAAGAAAAGGAAUUUCUCAUAUCUAAUCUCCUCAAAUCUGAAAAGUCACUUGUUGAGCGAGCAUUUGAGCUUCGAGCAGAGCUAGAAAAUGCUGCAUCAGAUGUGUCCAGUUUAUUUGCUAAAAUUGAGCGCAAGGAUAAAAUUGAAGAUGGAAAUAGAAUACUUAUUCAGAAAUUCCAGUCACAAUUAACUCAACAGCUUGAAAUCUUGCACAAGACUGUGGCAGCUUCUGUGACUCAACAAGAGCAACAACUGAAAGACAUGGAGGAAGAUAUGCAGUCCUUUGUAUCAACAAAAGCAGAGGCCACAGAAGAACUUCGAGGAAGGCUGGGAAAGUUGAAAACCAUGUAUGGUUCUGGUGUUAAAGCUUUGGAUGAUAUAACCGGGAAGCUCGAAGAAAAUUCUCAGUCAACUUUUGGUGACCUGAAUUCUGAAGUUUCUAAGCACUCAUCCGCCCUUGAGGAUCUCUUCAAAGGAAUCGCUUCAGAAGCUGAUGCACUACUCAAUGAUCUUCAAAGUAGUCUUCACACGCAAGAAGAGAAGCUAUGUGCUUAUGCACAACAACAGCGUGAGGCACAUGCGAGGGCAGUGGAAACUGCAAGGUCAGUUUCUAAUAUAACAGUCAGCUUCUUCAAGACUCUAGACAUGCAUGCGUCCAAACUGACCCAAAUUGUGGAAGAAGCACAAACAGUCAAUGAUCAGAAAUUAUCUGAACUUGAAGAGAAGUUUGAGGAGUGUGCUGCUAAUGAAGAAAGGCAAUUGUUAGAAAAAGUUGCAGAGCUGCUUGCAAGUUCAAAUGCCAGGAAGAAAAAAUUGGUCCAAAUGGCAGUAAAUGAUCUCCGGGAGAGCGCAACCAGCAGAACCACCAAACUGCAACAGGAAAUGUCAACGAUGAAAGAUUCCACUUCUUCUGUUAAAGCCAAAUGGACCGUUCACAUGGAAAAAACAGAAUCCCAAUAUGUUGAGGAUACUUCUGCUGUGGAAUGUGGAAAGAAAGACCUAGAAGAAGCUCUUCAGAAUUGUUUAAGGAAGGCAAAUUUGGGUACGGAACAAUGGAAGAAUGCUCACGAAUCCUUGCUCAAUCUAGAGAAGAGCAAUGUUUCUUCUGUGGAUUCAAUUGUUAGGAGAGGAAUGGAAGCCAAUCAAGACCUACGUGCUCAAUUUUCUUCUGCCAUGUCAGCUGCACUCGGAGACGUAGAAAGUGCUAACAAGGAUCUGCUUUCAUCCAUUGACCAUUCACUGCACCUUGACCACGAAGCAUGCGGGAAUCUCAAUUCUAUGAUAGUUCCUUGUUGCGGGGAUUUGAGGGAAUUAAAGGGAGGUCAUUACCACAAGAUCGUAGAGAUAACUGAAAAUGCAGGGAAAUGUCUUCUUUAUGAGUACACGGUGGACGAACCGUCUUGUUCAACACCGAGAAAGAGGUCAUUUAAUCUACAUAGCAUUGCAUCCAUUGAAGAACUCAGAACCCCUGCUUUUGAGGAAUUAUUGAAGGCAUUUUGGGAUGCAAAAUCUUCAAAGCUAGCAAAUGGAGAUUUAAAACAAAUUAUUGCUGGGGUAUAUGAGGCUGCUCAGUCCGUAAGAGACUCCAGAGUUCCUCUCACUGCUAUUAACUAAGGAGAGAGAAACAAAAAGUUUAGUGGUAAGAAGAAAUUGUGUACAUAACAUAUGGGGGGAAAAAAGUGAAGAAAUGAAAAAUCAUUAUGGAGGCAGGAAUAUAUAGUAGAAUUUUUUUAUUUUUUUUUUCCUAAUUUUUUGUUGUUUGGGUGGUGGGGGCAGGGGAUGAUUCAGUUCAUUGAAUUUCCCUGGCUUAUAUAACAACUGCAUUUCUGAGGAUUUUUGGAGUGUUUGUUGUAUUCGAGGUUAAAAGUGUUCAAUAAUUUCUUCUUGACUGCUAUAUGAGGGCCCGUUGUAAAA